Messenger RNA from Astyanax mexicanus (Mexican tetra), 7788 nucleotides. It is a transcript of the gene itga10, whose product is annotated as integrin, alpha 10. Gene Ontology annotation, molecular function: integrin binding. Gene Ontology annotation, biological process: integrin-mediated signaling pathway; cell-cell adhesion; cell-matrix adhesion. Bases 3827 to 7342 code for a protein of 1171 amino acids. NCBI's taxonomy places the organism in Eukaryota, Metazoa, Chordata, Actinopteri, Characiformes, Acestrorhamphidae. The record is from RefSeq and is a predicted model, not a curated record. Gene Ontology annotation, cellular component: external side of plasma membrane; integrin complex. The transcript is spliced from 33 exons.
UACUGCUGACCGGGUCAAGCGGCCGCCGGGAGCUGAAGUGUUCUCGGUAAAAAAAAGUGACAAAAAGUAAAAUGAAAUAGAUUCUUGAGAUAAAAGCUGGAUUUAUGAGAUAAAGGCUGGAUUUAUGAGAUAAAGGCUGGAUUUAUGAGAGAGAAGCUGCAGUGUUAUCAAGCGAAGCCCACAAUUAUCUUAAACACUGAUCUGUUGGGCUGAGCGGAGCGGAGCGUUAUCGCUGAGGUCCGUUUUUGCUAGAGUUUAAAUUGGACCUUUCCACGUGGGAUGGCGAGACUCCCUGGACAAGCGCUGUGGAUAACAUCACUGAUCUGCCCCUUCCUUUUGUUGUUGCUGAACUUCAGAGCGGACACCGCUGCUCCACUGCUGUACAGAUUCCCAUUAUUAUAAAACACAAUGGCCUACAUCACUUCCCAGCAUGCAUCCAACCAUGCUGCUUUCAGGAGUGUGUGUAUGUGUGUUUGUGUGUGUGUGGGGGGGCUGGGUCAAGGAAAAGUCCUCUAUACCAUUUAGUGGCCUAAAUUGAAACAAAGAACAUCCACAUUAAGUUAGCUUUUCCAUCAACAAUUGACAGGUAAAAGGUAUGAUACAUUUAAAACAGUACACCUGUAAAAUAAGCAGUAAAUGAUGAAACCCCACAGCAUGCAGGUUUAUGUACUGAAUCCUGUUAGUAAUACUGUAAUAAGACGAUUCUCACUACAGUAAUUAAUGUGUCUGAUCACACCCUUCACCUGCUGGCUGCGUGACAGACCUUCCACACAAACAGUGAAAAAACACGAGCGCACAUUCCUGCAGGUGACUUACACAAUUCACUGCGGUUAUGAGGUAUGAAGGCAUGUUUGUUGAAGCUGCUGAUGUGACCUGACGCUUGUUGGCAGAGAUCCUCCAAAACGGUUGAAACCUCGCGGUAAGCUGAUAUUCAAGAAAGAACAAACACAGAAGAACAGACAAUAACAGCGCCGCAGCCAGCGAAUCACAGCACAGCACUACACGUAUCGUACAGGCCUGAGGUAGUAUACCCAACACAUACCCCACACAAUCACGAACUCAAUGCAUAUCCUACACAGACUAAUCAUGUUCCCAACGCAUAUCCUGCACAUACCCAACACAUACCCUACACAAUCAGAUACACUAUACAGACCCAACACAUACCCUCCACACCCCAAAUCACGUACCCAGCUCAUAUCAUACCCACAUGUGUAUUCUGUGUCCAAUUGGUCUGCCAGUUCUGCACAUAUUUAGAAAUUCAUGUACUGCUUAUGUGAGGUGCAGAACACACAAUAAACACUAGGAGCAGUGCAUGAAUUCAGCCGCACAAAAAUAGCUAAAGGGCUACACACACUGGAGCUUAAUAUUAUGGCAGCAGCGCUAAAACAUUUUAUAUUGUUCUGUGCGAAGGGAAAACAAAUCAAUAAAAAAGUGACCAAACAUGAACUACAAGGACACGUCUGUGAGAAUUCUGUUUGUGGACUAAAGAUCAGCAUUAAACACACGUCCAGCUCCAAGAUCUGGGUCAGAACCACUCUGUGCAGCUGGAUCCUGAUCCUGAUGGUCCGACACCCUCUUCACUGACCCUCAACUCCGGAGCUCCUCAGGGUUGUAAACUCAGCCCACUCCUCCUCUCUCUGUACACCUAUGAUCUCAUCAUCAAGUUCCCUGAUGGGUCUGAUCACCAACAAGGAUUAUUCAACAGCCAACAGAGAGGAGCUUAACAUCCUGACGAACUGGUGCUGGAGAACAUCCUCUCCCUGAACAUCACCAAGACCAUGAAGCUGAUGGUGAAAUUCAGGUAGCAGAAGAGAGUGCACAGAAAGUCCUAAAGAGAGGACCGGCUCCCAAACCGGCCAAACCUGUACACCUGAACUAGGCUUCUGUCACCAUCUAGUGGCAGAACAUAGCCAGUGGAAAAGUGACGGAUCAAAACUGCCUAGCUGAAAAAAGGACAACUCAUACUGGUCAAACUGGUUAGGUUGUUUGACCUAUUUAGCUCUUGGUUUAUUUGAGUGUGGGUUUUAAUGGUUUAGCUGACCAAGUUAAACAACCAGUACAAGCAUGCAUGACCAAGCUGGUUAUCCCAGCUAAAAGUAUCAUACACUGUGCUGAUGAGGACGUGGUUAAACUGCUGGAUUACCGGUAAAGAUUAUGUUUUCAACCACCUUUAACCAUCUAAGCCUGAUUUAGGCCAUAUAAACUGGUGUUAUGGUGGAAUAUUUCCACUGGUUGGAUUGAUUCGGCUGCAGUGCGUACUGUUUAGAUUUUGCCUCUAGAUGGAGACAGAAGUCUAGUUCAGAUGUACAGAUUUGUCAGGUGAGCGAUAAAAUAGUACACAGUAAAAUCAUCACAAUAUUCACAAUAUUUUAUGGUAUUUUCGUGAUAAUGAAACUCUUGGUGAUAUGACAAAACACUGAAUUUAAAAAAUAUUUCAAGAAUACACUACUGCAACAAAAUAAAAAUUAAUACGAUAUAAAAAAUACAAGAAUUUUAUCAGAUUUGUAACAGAAUCAAUGAUCCAGAAUUAUUAGUCCUGAUACUAAUAAUAAUAACACACUUCAAAUAUCUCCAUAUAUCCAGGAUUAAAGUAAAAAUAAAUGAUACUGGACAGAUGCAAUCUGUCUCUAUUAGAUAUAUGAUGGGAAAUGAGAACAGUGUGAAUUUUUCUUUUGAUAAAAACAGUAAAAAAGUAGAACCUUGAUGUAAUAAUUAGGGGUGGGUGAUAUGGCUCCAUAUUUUAGGAUAUAAUAUUGUUCACCAUAUUAAACAUUUUUGGCAAUAUUAUUGGGUACAAUACGAUGUAAGGGGAAGCAAAAACAGCAUGGCAUGAAUAUGAAUGAUCUCAUUAGCAGAGCGGUUUGUCUGGAAGCUCAACAGCUCAGGCUCCAACAGCCUCAUCAGGACCCAACCAGGGCAGAUUCCCCUCAUAAGGAGUUUUCCACUAAUUACAUUUGUUACAUUGACAUUUUCCUAGUGUUGGUUCUGUCUCUUUCUCACACGCUUCGGUCGAGGGCCCACUUUUUGCUGGUAUUAUUAAAUGUGCUUUAAUCCAUUAGUAUAAAUACAUGCUCCAGACACUGAGCCUCAUUUAGUAAUCAUCUCAGAGUAACGAUCUAAGAUCAGCUCUCAUCAGCUGUUUAAUAUUCAGUAAGAUAACUGAUGCUGGAUCAGUGUUUUUAUUCCAUGAGGUUGAUUCUCUUUCUCACACUUUAACAGUUCUUUGAUGAAUUGUAAGGGUUGUACUGACUUUUGUUGGAUAGUCUCUGUAGGAGAGAGAAGUAAGAGGGGAAAAAGAGAGAGAAGUGGAGAGGCAGAGAGAGAAGGAGAGAGAGAGUGUUUGUGCUGAGUGUGGUUUGGGUCUGAAGCAGAGUUUUUCUCUGUGCUGCAUAAAGACACUCUUUCAUCCCCCCCCCCAAGUGUGUGUGUGUGUGUGUGGGUGACUCGGCGGGCUCUGAAGGAAAAGCAGUAGUAGUGCAGGAGGAGAAGUGUGAGUUCAGUGGAACAGCAGAUCCUGAAGGAGUCAGACCACCUCGACCUCCAGCAGCCCACUAGAGUCCAGUUCAGCAUUUAACGGGACCUAAACCAGAACCUCCUGACCCGACAGGUGCUGCGCUCCUCACCACCCGGUUCCCCACUACCCAGUUCUUUUCACCAACUAGAUGGAGAUCAACAAGGCUGCGUGAACAUGUGGAGGCUGUAGGAUCUGUUGAACCGCUGCUCAUUAUGUCCACACCCCGACCUGCUGACCACUGAGCGGAGAACCUGACCAGACAGAAGAACCAGAUACAAAAACCAGGAACACUGUUUCAAAAACAAGAAACAAAUGGAGAUUAGAACACACCUGCUGCUGCUGGAGCUGACCAUCAUUCUGAACGGACUGUCUGAAUGUUUUAACAUCGACGUGAAGCAGCCGCGUAUCUUCACCGGCCCGGAGGACGCUCUCUUCGGGUUCUCGGUUCUUCAGCACGAGAUGGGUGGAGAGAAACUGAUGCUGGUUGGUGCUCCAUGGGAUGGCCCACCCAAUAACAGGAAGGGAGAUAUCUACAAGUGCAUUGUGGGAGAUGAGCUGAAUUCUAACUGCUCUAAGGUCAAUAUGGCUGAUAAUGCCUUCCAGAACGUGUCCAGGAACCUGAAGAACUCCCACCUGGGAAUGACGCUCACUCCGGAUGAUCCGAACGGAUUUCUGGCCUGCGCCCCCCUGUGGUCUCAGGAGUGCGGGACGUCGGUCUUCAGUACCGGGAUCUGUGCGUCUGUCAACAACGAACUACAGCCCAGAGAGACGAUCGCCCCCACCGCCCAGAGGUGCACCACCUACAUGGAUAUAGUGAUCGUUCUAGACGGGUCGAACAGUAUCUACCCCUGGUACGAGGUGCAGAACUUCCUCAGCAACAUCCUCAGCAAGUUCCACAUCAGUCCGGAGCAGAUGCAGGUGGGGAUCCUGCAGUACGGGGAGAUCUCAGUACAUGAGUGGUCUCUGAAGGACUAUCAGUCGACGCAGGACGUUGUUGAAGCUGCCAAGAACAUCAGCCGUCAGGAGGGACGCGAGACCCGCACAGCAUACGCCAUCCACAUGGCCUGCACGGAGGCGUUCAGUGCUGAGAGAGGGGCGAGAGACGGAGCCACGAAGGUGAUGAUCGUGGUGACGGACGGAGAGUCACAUGAUGGGGAGGAGCUUCCUGAAGCCCUGAUUGAGUGUGAGAAACGUAACAUCACCAGAUAUGCCAUUGCCGUUCUAGGUCAUUAUAUCCGCAGGCAGCAGGAUCCUGAGACCUUCAUUAAUGAGAUAAAAUACAUCGCCAGCGACCCGGACGAGAAGUACUUCUUUAAUGUAACGGAUGAAGCAGCGCUAAAUGACAUCGUAGACGCACUGGGGGAUCGCAUCUUCAGUCUGGAGGGAACUCUGGGAUAUAAUGAAAGUGCCUUUGAAAUGGAGAUGUCACAAAUUGGCUUUUCAACACAUAUGUUAGAUGACGGGAUCCUGUUUGGGAUGGUGGGAGCAUACGACUGGGAGGGAGGAGUGCUGAAGGAAAGUAGUGAUGGGAGGAUCAUGCCUCCUCGAGAAGCUUUUGAGAAGGAAUUUCCUUUGGAGCUAAAGAACCACGCAGCUUACCUGGGUUACACCGUGUCCUCUGUGAUUGUGGGGGAUUGGAGGAGGCUGUACGUGGCCGGCGCUCCCCGGUUUAAACACAAAGGAAAGGUGAUUCUGUUUGAUCUCAGCCCGUAUGGAGACGUCACCAUCACACAGGCCUUCAAUGGUGAACAGAUUGGCUCGUAUUUCGGAAGCGAGGUUUGUGCGGUGGACGUGGAUCAGGACGGUAUAACGGAUAUCCUCCUCAUCGCUGCCCCCAUGUUCCUGGGAGCCGGAAACAAGGAGACGGGGAAGGUUUACAUCUACUGUCUGGAUGGGGACGGGUUCACACCUAACGGGACGCUGCAGACCCAGCCCAGAGCCCAGGACGCUCGGUUCGGUUACGCCAUGGCUGUGGCUCCAGAUCUUAAUCACGACAGUUACGCCGACCUUCUGGUGGGAGCACCGCUGGAGGAUGACCAUCAGGGGGCGCUAUACAUCUACCACGGCGAUGAAUUCUAUAUAAUACCCCAGUAUAAACAGCGUGUCUCUGGCUCCUCCCUCUCUGCAGGGCUGCAGUAUUUCGGCCGCAGUCUGAGCGCUCUGAUGGAUAUGGACGGUGAUGAGCUGCUGGACUUGGCUGUAGGAGCUCAGGGCAGCGCCGUCCUCCUCAGGUCUCGGAGUAUAGUUCAGAUUAACGUCAGCCUGUCCUUCCAGCCGCACUCCAUCAACGUCAUCCAGAAGAACUGCCAGCGGGGCGGUCGGGACUCCGCCUGCCUCACCGCCUCCGCCUGUUUCUUCGCCAACAGCCGCUCUCCCGGAGCCUACGGCACGCAGUUCGACCUGCAGGUCGGUGCCAUGCUGGACGACCGGAAGCUUUCUGUACGCGCUCUGUUCGACUCCAACUCCCAGAGACAGACCGUAACCGGCGUCACGGUUAAAGUGGGCGAGACGCUCUGCCACACCCUGCCCUUCUACGUCUUCGACACUGCGGACUACAUCCGACCAAUCAGCUUCUCUCUUCGCUUCAAAAUCAACGACACUGAAAGUGGACCCGUACUCGACGAAGGAUGGCCGACCACAGUGAAGAAAACUAUCCCCUUUUAUAAAGACUGUGGUGAAGAUGAUGUGUGUGUGACAGACCUGGUUCUGAAAGCCCACAUGGAUAUCUCUGGAACACGGCAGCAGCCGUAUGUGAUUCGCAGUCCCCGCAGACGGUUAGCUGUGGAGGUUCAGCUUCAGAACCGACUGGAGAACGCUUACAACACCAGCCUCACCCUGCAGUACUCCAGAAACCUGCACUUCAGCAGCCUCAGCAUACGGGAGGAUGCCCAGUUUAAGAUGGAGUGCACGGCUCUGAGCUCCAGCUCUCACUCCUGUAACGUCAGUUACCCGGUGUUCCGCUCCCAGUCCAAGGUUAAUUUUAUGCUGGAGUUUGAGUUUAGUUGCACAUCACUUGUCAGUAAAGUCCAGAUGAAGCUAGUGGCAGCAAGUGACAGUGUUGAGCGGGAGAGCACUCUGUCUGAUAACACAGUUCAGUUACAGACUGUAGUUCAGUAUGAGCCGGAUCUCUUCAUCACAAGUGACUCCAAUCUGAACCGGUAUGAGGUCCAUCCCACCAGAACCUUGUCGGAGGGGACGGGACCAGAGUUCUACACACAUUUUAGGGUUCAGAAUCUGGGCUGUUACGUGGUGAAUAAUCUGGAGCUGAGUGUGAGUUUACCUGCUGUAGCUUCAGGAGACAGAGUCUUCUCCUCUGUGGUGGAAGCUUUCUCCCACAACGCGUCGGGUGUAAGCUGCAGUAUCAGGAAUGAUCUGGCAGAGCUGAAAGCUGCUCAGAGGGACGUGCGUCCGCUUCACCCUGAGGACAUGAAGAAGAACGAGAUACUGAACUGCAGCACAGCCUGGUGUAUGGAGGUUGUGUGUGAAAUUCAGCAGCUCCUGAAAGGACAGACGGCGUUUAUCCGCAUUACCAGAAGAGUCCACGACAACUUCUUCAGACAGGCUAAGUUUAAAGCUGUGAUGAUCGUGGGAUGGUAUCAGUUGUCUGCGAGGGAGUCCAGUCUGAUCACGCUGGGCAGUGCUGCCCUCUGGAGGGAGACGGUGCUGGAGGUGCUGAAGGGUCGAUCCAUUCCCAUCUCUCUCUGGAUCCUGAUUGGCAGCAUCAUCGGAGGCCUGCUUCUACUCGCCCUCAUCAUCUUUAUCUUGUGGAAGCUGGGCUUCUUUACAAGGAAGCAGAGGACAGACCAGGAUGAGAACCAUGAGGACUGAAAUUCCCCACCGGGGUUGACGGUUCUUCUGUGGAGAGCCGAGCUAGAACCUCCUAACUCCUCCUCGUCUUCCUCUGGGAGCAAAGCUCCUCCCUCAGCUGGACUCUUCCAGAGAACAGUGGGAGUGUGAUAGGAGAGAGAGCGGUGGUGAAUAGAGCCGGUCGUGUUCGGGACUCCGCCGGGUUUCCGACCGCCAUUAACCACCCUGCUGCAGCAGCGGCACCGCCAUCGUCCCGCCGUAUUUACUCCACAAUGAGGAGGAGGAGGAGGAGGAAGAUGAGGAGGGAAUAGAGACUCUGAUAUGCACUAUUCAUAAGUUCAUAUCCAGUAAACUUAAAAUUCACAUCAAUCAACUUUAUUUAUCUCUGAUCAGAUCCUGUUGUCUUUUUUUUACGGUUUGUAAAUCGUUUUGUAACAUUAAUAAAGUUUUAUAAAUCAUUCCUCACA